CAUAAACAGAAAGAUGAGGUUUCCCUUGCCUUCGGGAAAUGCAAUAAAUACCAACUUAUAAUGUCAAAACCGAGCCGCUUAACAAAUCCGUCGCUCCGAUCUGUUUCAGUCCUCAGCUAAAAGGCGUUGUAGCUAAACAAACUCCAAGAUGUCUGAGAAAAAGAUGUCUUCGAGUCGCAAGCAUCAUCUCAAGAGCUUGAUGCUGUCCAUCGCCAAAGGUUUGCUGGAGGAUGAAGAGAGGGAGCGAGAGGAGGAGAGGGCGAGGUACAUGGCUGAGAACUGUCCUCCUGUGUCCAUGCCCAGGAGCAUGCAGGAGCUGCAGGAGCUGUGCAGAGAGAUCCACCACAAGAUCGACGUGAGCGAUGAGGAGCGAUACAACCUGGAGAUGAAAGUCAAUAAAUGCGACAAGGAGAUUGACGACCUGAAGAUCAAAGUUCAGGACCUGAUGGGCAAGUUCAAGAAGCCCGUCCUGAGGAAAGUGCGUAUGUCCGCUGACGCCAUGCUGAAAGCUCUGCUGGGCUCCAAGCACACGGUCAACAUGGAACUGAGGGCCAACCUGAAGCAGGUCAAGAAGGAGGUGAAAGAGGAGGAUAAGGAACUCCGUGACGUUGGUGACUGGCGCAAAAACAUUGAAGACAAAUCUGGCAUGGACGGGAGGAAGAAGAUGUUUGAGGGCGAGGCUUAAAUCAGUGUCUUAUCUGACAAAAACUGCAUCGGCUUUUAAUAAACCUGCAAUAUUUUUAAUUCCUGUUUAUCAUUGCCUGGCUUAAUCAGAAAAGUAUUGAGAUAGCACAAAUACAUUUUUUUUUUAAACUGCCUUGUGAGCUGUAGACACUUUGACCGAAUAAACAAACACCUGCUGUUUUGUCAUGCUUA
Molecule: messenger RNA, 876 nt
Organism: Micropterus salmoides (largemouth bass)
Lineage: Eukaryota; Metazoa; Chordata; Actinopteri; Centrarchiformes; Centrarchidae
Product: troponin I, fast skeletal muscle-like
Exons: 7
Coding region: 149-685 (178 amino acids)
Biological process (GO): muscle contraction
Cellular component (GO): troponin complex
Source: RefSeq, a predicted model, not a curated record